AUGUGUGUGGAGGUCCCGCACAGGUACAGCGCUACGGUGGGGGGAGACGGGGACCGGGAGGCCAUAAAUCUGAAGAAAGGGGAUGCUGCUAUGCGGCUGAGAACCAUCCUCGAGCAGAGGGACAAGAUGAUCAAGGAAGGGAAGUACACGCCGCCUGAUUACCACAAGGGCAAAGAGGAGCCGCGGCCUUGA
This is a messenger RNA of Charadrius vociferus (killdeer), 192 nucleotides long. RefSeq names its product NADH dehydrogenase (ubiquinone) Fe-S protein 5, 15kDa (NADH-coenzyme Q reductase) (gene NDUFS5). The coding region runs from base 1 to 192 and encodes 63 amino acids. The transcript is spliced from 2 exons. NCBI's taxonomy places the organism in Eukaryota, Metazoa, Chordata, Aves, Charadriiformes, Charadriidae. The record is from RefSeq and is a predicted model, not a curated record.